AGGAAGCGGCUGGGUUCUUUGACAUCGGGCAGAGAAUGGUCGUCGCUGCAGGGUUGUUGUUCCGACGGUUCGGGGCUCUGAGCGGAGCUGCGGCGGUGGGCGCAGCCGCUUACGGGGCGCACGGCUUUCGCCGUAGCGACCGGGAUGACUACUUGAAAGAGCUCUACGAAACAGCCAAUAAGUACCACUUCCUCCACAGCCUGGCCCUCUUGGCUGUGCCUCACUGCCGGUACCCCAUGAUGGCUGGGAGUGUCCUGUCUGCAGGCAUGGGCCUGUUCUCGGGGGCCUUGUAUUACCACGCGGUAACGGGAGACCCAACCUUCACCAAAGUGGCGCCGUACGGUGGGACCCUCCUCAUCCUCGGCUGGGUCGCUAUGGCCCCCUGACACCCCCCCAUCCCCAUUUGGUCCUUAGCUCCUUGCUCUGGGGGUAGCCAGGAGAUGUCCCCCUUCAGCUACAACGUCUCUCAGGGUACCAAGAAGGGUACCCGUCUUUAAACCAAACAUUCUUCCUUGCCCCUGUAACCUUGGGCAGGACUUGAUUUCCUGAAAUGCUGAAUCAAUUUCUUUUUGGAACAAAUCACUUCCCAGAAAUACAAUGGAAACGCAUUUAUGAACUGGGGAAAGUGAAGGAAUCAUGUCGAACAAAUUGUAUUGGCCUUGCUGGAAUUUAUAUGUGUGGGUUUUUUUAAAAAAAAGACUUUAAUCAGGAUUUACACUCAUUUAAUAAAGAUGAUUUCACUACUUAGAUUUA
This is a messenger RNA of Elgaria multicarinata webbii, 753 nucleotides long. It is a transcript of the gene TMEM256, whose product is annotated as transmembrane protein 256. The transcript is spliced from 4 exons. Bases 36 to 386 code for a protein of 116 amino acids. Gene Ontology annotation, cellular component: membrane. Lineage: Eukaryota; Metazoa; Chordata; Lepidosauria; Squamata; Anguidae. The record is from RefSeq and is a predicted model, not a curated record.